Talaromyces proteolyticus is the source of this 3104-nucleotide messenger RNA. RefSeq lists its product as uncharacterized. Gene Ontology annotation, molecular function: protein binding; chromatin binding. The record is from RefSeq and is a predicted model, not a curated record. Lineage: Eukaryota; Fungi; Ascomycota; Eurotiomycetes; Eurotiales; Trichocomaceae. Gene Ontology annotation, cellular component: RSC-type complex. Gene Ontology annotation, biological process: chromatin remodeling. Bases 116 to 2836 code for a protein of 906 amino acids. The transcript is spliced from 5 exons.
GCUAGAGUCCGGCCCGGACUAGCGCCUUCUUAGUACUUGCUGCGCUGAGUCGACCGUCGAUCUCGACCCUCGAGUCCUCGCACCAGCAUUCACCUGCGCGCUGAGCCAGAACAUCAUGUCCGAAGAGAAAACCGAGUCGCCUGCUCUAGACAACGAGGUCACUCCGGUCGCUGAGGCUGCUUCCCAGUCCCAGGCCGAGGAUCCCGUGCAAUCCAUCGAAGGUGGUGAUGUUGAUGACAGGGGCGGCGCGGUAGCUCCCCGAAACACAAGCAGUACAGUCACCGAAGAUCAAUGGAGGGCCAUGAUGGACAUUGUCAUGGUGAUCUAUGACUACCGAGAAGAAGAUGGCCACGACCCUUCAAAGCUGUUUCAGCGCAGCGUCAAUAAACGCCAUGUGCCCGACUACUACGACAUAAUCAAGGAGCCCAUGGCGUUAAGUAUUCUGAAGCAGAAAAUUAAUAAGCGCGAAUACGUUAAUUUCGCAGACUUUGUUCGCGACUGCGCGCUGAUCACACACAAUGCGCAAACAUACAACCGACCCGAAUCACAGGCGUACAAGGAUGCUUUGGUCAUCAAGGAUGUUUUCGUCGCCGAAUUCGAGAAACUAGUGCAGACCGGAGUCAUCACCGCGGAAACUGCUGAACUUCCGGAUCUCGGCGAGAUACCCGAAGCUGAUCCUCUACCCCUCGAAGACGAAGAGGAUGAAGAGGACGAGGAUGACGAGGAUGAUGAAGACAUGGACGAUUCUGAGGAUGGGGGUAGGCGAAGACGACGACGCGGUCCACGAGGAUCCAGAAAGGACGAUUCGCAAGGUCAAAAUGAUCAAGAAGUCCGCCGGAAAAGAGGCCGGCCUCCAAAGGUUGACACGCCAAUGGAAGCCCGAAUCAAAGCCGUGCUAAAAGGUAUUCGCAAGUUCAAAGAUCCAAGCGGUCACCUCAAAGUCCGACAUUUCGAAAGAUUACCUGAUAAGACCAUGUACCCCGACUAUUUCAUGGAGAUCAAAGAACCAAUGGCAAUCGACCUCAUCAAGCGCAAAUUUAAGCGCAAGAAGUAUCACUCAUUGGACCACUUUUUGCGCGACCUUGAUUUGAUGUUCAACAACGCUAAAUCCUACAAUCAGCCAACCAGCCAACUAUUCAAAGAUGCUGAAGAUCUUCAGGUUGAAGCGCACAAAUUGGCGGACCAGGAGAAGAAUAAGCCAGACAGCGAGUAUCUGAUGGAAGAUGGACGCUUACCCUUGCCACAAGGAAUAAUGCAUAACGGUGAGCUGUGGAAAGUUGGGGACUGGGUCCAUAUCCAAAAUCCAAACGACGUGACCAAGCCAGUUGUGGCUCAAAUAUAUCGUACGUGGCAGGAUAAUGAGGGAGAGAAGUGGGUGAACGCCUGCUGGUAUUAUCGCCCAGAGCAAACAGUCCAUCACUACGAGAAACAUUUCUUCCCCAACGAGGUUGUUAAAACAGGCCAGUAUCGCGACCACCGCAUCGAUGAGGUAGUUGAUCGCUGUUUCGUUAUGUUUUUCACACGGUACAAUCGAGGUCGACCACGUGGUUUUCCUCCAGACAAGGAAGUCUAUGUCUGCGAAGCUCGUUACAACGAAGAAAAACACAGAUUAAACAAAAUCAAAACAUGGGCCAGCUGCCUACCGGAUGAAGUUCGAGAAAAGGAUUACGAAAUGGACUUGUACGAUGUACCGCGUCGCAUUCGAAAGAUUCCAAGCCCUAUCAAACAUCUGCUCCCAGAAAAUGCGAAAGAGACGGACGACAUGCCAAAGCCUACGUGGGGGGCAGAAAAAGCGCCUCCAUUGGUAGGCGCGGUUCACUGUCGUCCACGAGAUGAGAAUGAUUCUCCUCCCCCGGAGCUCACACCAUCACCACCACCUCCCACACUCAGUCAGCCCAUUAUGCCACCACAGCAACUACCAAUGCCGCGGCCUCCCACUCGCCAGAGCACAGACAACCUCAGUGAGAUCAACAUGGGGCCUAACAUACCUUUACAACCAGUGCGGUCCCCUGCUAUAGGAACCUCAAUGCCAGCAAUGUCAACCAUGCCAUCUGCUGUUCCUCCGCAACCAUAUCAGUCUCCAGCAGUUCACAGCCCUGCAUCCAUCUACCAGCCUCUCCAAGCACGAACGGGUGCUUACGCCAGCCCUGGAGUCCAACCAAAUUCCUAUCAAUCGACUCCGAUUCAGGCGCAGUCCUACGUCCCUCCACAGCCUUCGUCAUACCCAAGCAACCGCCCUCCCGCAGCCGUAGCACCAUACAACCCCAACGCCCCGCGUCCUGUCGAAGUGUUCCAUCUGAGCGACAUCGCCAAUGCCGCCAUCCCAGCCGAGAUUCGCCAGCAGUUCCACACAGACGACCACGGACGCGUGCUCUUCUUCUCCACGCCGCCGCUCGAUCUGAUCCCAUCCAGCAAAAAACACCUUGGCCAUUCACUCAAGUACCUAGCCGCAAAGGCGGCCAAAGAAGCCAAACGCAAACAAAGAGACGAGGAAGCCGAAGCUUCACCUGACCACGAGUCAAAGCGCGUUCGCGUUUCCUCCCCCUCCCCCCUUUCAGACGAACUAUCUUCUCGAAUCCAGACCCUAACCGACAAAACCAUCACCCUCCUCGCCGCCAGCAUCUCCGCCGGCACCGACAACUUCUACAAGACAGUCUACGGCAAGCACAGCGAGCACAUCAAAAAGGCCGACAGCGAGCAACGCGAGCGCAAUAUCCAGUCCCAUUGGCUUUCAAGGCGCUUCAUAGACCAAAUAAACUCCCAAACGAUAGACGAUCUUGCGCCGAAGGCGGUUGAUAUGAAGCGUGCGGGGGUGUAUUUGGAAGACGUCAACUAGCUAGCCCUAUUUGUUCUUCUUCUAAUCAUGUACAACAAGAAUUAUGCAAUUUAUGUUCCUGGAUCAGUUACUUGUUCUUUUCCUUUUUCGUUUGCGGAGACUAGCUAGUUGGUUUGGUUGUGUAAUUGGGUCAAAAGAAGGACUGACUUUGUGUGGUACGGUAUGGUAUUAACGGCGUUUACUUGAGCACGUCUGUCUAAAGGAUACAUUCUCCUUAAAUCAAUACUAGACCUACUUAGCCCUUAAAGUUGAAAAAUGGUAUUAUACC